AUGACAGAUGAAAAAGACAGUGAUCAUGUUAAAUCUAGUGGUACGAGGAAUGAUGAGAAAAAAGAUGAUCCCAAUGGUGUAACUAAGGAGAACAUUGAGAAAAAAAAAAAAGAGGGAAACAAGAAGAACAAACAAGCUGAGACUUCUGAAAAAGAUGAUGAAAUGAACAAAGAGAAGGAGCUAAACAAGAACAAGAGCAUAGAUAAAGAAAAAGAACAACAGAAGGAAGGAGGAAGCAUGGAUGAAGGACAUCAAGAAGUUGAUACUAAUACAGUGCAAUUUAAAGCUGGAACUUCACAUCAGAAUGGCAAGAAAGGGGAGAAAAGAGGGAAACAGAAAAAGUAUUACAAGAAGAAGAUGCCAAAAAUGAAAAAUGUUAUGCUCUCAGCUGCUUUACCCAAGAAUAAGUCAGUACAAAUUCUGCAAGAUGAGAAGGAUAUUCAAGAAGAAGAGGAUCAACAUGGAAAGGAAAAGUCUAGGACUCAAAGUAACACCAUUGACUAG
This is a messenger RNA of Lycium barbarum (goji berry), 504 nucleotides long. RefSeq lists its product as uncharacterized. The transcript has 3 exons. The record is from RefSeq and is a predicted model, not a curated record. Lineage: Eukaryota; Viridiplantae; Streptophyta; Magnoliopsida; Solanales; Solanaceae. The coding region runs from base 1 to 504 and encodes 167 amino acids.